AAUCUGCAGAGCCCUAACAAACAACCAUUAGGAGCAAAGCGUGCCGUCAGGCCGUGCCUUAUUCGCCAUUUCGGUUUUGCAAAUCAUUUUAACCGAUGAAAUUAUGUUUUGCUUUCCCCAAAAAAUAAUGAUUUUCUGCGGAUUCCACCCGCUUUCUUGUGCUAUAUAUGAAUGGCUCGUUAUGACUGUGAAGAGCAAUCCCAUACAAUCAAAUCUUACUCGAUAUGAGAAUUAAAUCAAUGAUUGUAUGGGUCCUCCUCGUUAUUUUGCUUGGGCUCUGCGCAAUCCCCACGCAUGAGCAGCGGCAGCAUAAUGCGCUGAAAAAGUUGCUCAAGGUGAAAAGAUCUCAUGGGAUUAAGCCCACUCAAUGGUCAUCUUCUUCUCACUUGUCUCCUCAUCAUGAUGAGGAAUUAUUGCAGAAGGAGAAAGAUCGGAUAGAGGCUCUCCCAGGCCAGCCAUCUAAUGUCACCUUUCAGCACUAUUCGGGAUAUGUUACAGUUGAUUCGAACAGAGGCAGGGCACUCUUUUACUACUUUGUGGAGGCCAUUGAUGACCAUUCCACAAAGCCUCUGCUUCUCUGGCUUAAUGGAGGUCCGGGAUGUUCAUCGCUGGGAUAUGGAGCGAUGCUGGAAAUAGGACCGUUUCGGGUUAACCCAGAUUGCAGAACUCUUUCUGUCAAUCCUUACGCUUGGAAUCAAGUGGCAAACACCUUGUUUUUGGAGGCUCCUGCGGGUGUCGGAUUCUCAUAUUCUAAUACCAGUGCUGAUUACAAAGAGAAUGGCGAUAAAAGAACAGCCGAGGAUUCUUUUGCUUUCCUGGUAAAGUGGUUUGAAAGGUUUCCGCAGUACAAACAUAGGGAUUUCUACAUAGCAGGUGAAAGUUAUGCAGGAUAUUAUAUACCGGAACUGGCAGAUACAAUUCUUAACCACAAGAACAAAUCUGCCGAUUGGUUUAUAAACCUCAAAGGAAUCAUGGUUGGGAACGGUAUAAUGAACGCUGAGACAGACGGUCGAGGAAUGGAUGACCAUGUGUGGACACAUGCAUUAAUCUCCGACCAAACAUACGAAGCACUGAAAACAUACUGCAAUUAUUCAACAGAAGCUCCAGUUUCCCCUUUGUGCGACAGGUUUGAAAAUAAGACUGCUGAAGAAAUUGGAUAUAUCCAAGAUACAGACAUAUAUGCUCCCGUGUGCAUGCAAUCUUCAUCGUCUCCACACAAUCUAACCACACACUCUGAAAGCAAUCAUGCCAGCAAUGGGUAUGAUCCAUGUGGCGAGAAGUACUUAUACUCAUACCUGAAUAACCCAGAUGUACAAUCAGCAUUUCAUGCAAACAUUACCACCUUACCCUAUCCCUGGGACUUCUGCAGUGAUAUUGUGAGCCCAGAUACGUGGAAAGAUAGCCCUUGGAGUAUGCUUCCCAUUUAUAACAAUCUCAUUGCAAAUGGAUUGCAGAUACUAAUUUUCAGUGGAGAUGUAGAUAUAGUGGUUCCUGUGACUUCUACAAGAUAUUCUAUAAAUGCACUGAAACUCCCGAUUGAGAGUCCAUGGCAUCCUUGGAUGAGUGAUGGCGAGGUGGGUGGAUAUAGUGUUGUGUACAAAGGGUUGACAUUUGCAACAGUGAGAGGAGCAGGGCAUCAAGUUCCCACCUUCCAGCCUGCUAGAGCAUUGACCAUGCUCAACUCAUAUUUACAGGGGAAGCCAUUGCCUUUGUCUAAACACUCCUAAUUACAUAAUAACAAGGAAAUAUUCAUUCUUUGUGCCA
Molecule: messenger RNA, 1764 nt
Organism: Cryptomeria japonica (Japanese cedar)
Lineage: Eukaryota; Viridiplantae; Streptophyta; Pinopsida; Cupressales; Cupressaceae
Product: serine carboxypeptidase-like 26
Exons: 10
Coding region: 225-1727 (500 amino acids)
Biological process (GO): proteolysis
Cellular component (GO): vacuole
Molecular function (GO): serine-type carboxypeptidase activity
Source: RefSeq, a predicted model, not a curated record